Messenger RNA from Triticum dicoccoides, 1102 nucleotides. RefSeq names its product 36.4 kDa proline-rich protein-like. The record is from RefSeq and is a predicted model, not a curated record. The transcript has a single exon. Bases 14 to 862 code for a protein of 282 amino acids. NCBI's taxonomy places the organism in Eukaryota, Viridiplantae, Streptophyta, Magnoliopsida, Poales, Poaceae.
ACGGGUGCGUCUCAUGGCACCGCAUUGGCAUUGGGAUCGCGCACUGUCCGGACGCCCCGGCGCCAUGGCCAGCCUUGCCAGAGUGUGUUCGCUACUGCUUAUUGGCGUCGCCGUCGUCCUGCUCCUGCCCGGCACGUACGGGUGGCACGAGAGCAACUGCCCGCCGGGACAUGGCGGUGGUGGUGGUGGUGGUGAUCCUGGACACCACCACCCGCCCCACCACGGCAAGCCGCCCAAGCACCACCACGGCCCUCCGUCGGGCCACAAAUGCCCGCCGUGCCACCCGCCGCCGACGCCGCGUCCACCGCCGACUCCACCAUACGGCCCUCCUACGCCACUGCCACCGCCGUACGUGCCGCCCACGCCGAGCCCACCGCCCUACACCCCGCCGACGCCACCGUACAUUCCUCCAAGUCCGCCGUACGUGCCACCAACGCCACUUCCACCGCCAUACGUGCCACCAUACGUCCCGCCGACGCCGCCAUACACUCCGCCCUACGUCCCGCCAACUCCACCAUACACGCCGUCACCGCCCUACGUGCCACCGACACCGCCCUACGUGCCGCCGCCGUCGCCGGGGCCGGGGAGGAAGACGUGCCCGAUCGACGCGCUGAAGCUGAACGCGUGCGUGGACGUGCUGAGCGGGCUGGUGCACCUGGUGAUCGGGCGGGAGGCGCGGAGCAAGUGCUGCCCGCUGGUGCAGGGGGUGGCGGACCUGGACGCGGCGCUGUGCCUCUGCACCACCAUCCGGGCGCGGGUGCUCAACAUCAACAUCUACCUCCCCGUGGCGCUCCGGCUGCUCAUCACCUGCGGCAAGCACCCGCCCAACGGCUUCCAGUGCCCCACCGACCUCGACGCCUAGCCUGCGUGGCCGCUCGGCUCGCCAUAGCUUUACUAUACUAGUGUGUGGUGUGGUGUGGAUGCUACAGUACUUGCUUGCUCCAGUGCUGUGCGUCCCUGCGAUUUGUGUAUCUCGACCGGCCGAUUUUCUUCUUCCCUGUGGUGUGGAGUACGAGUGUAGCAACUCCGUGUGGUUUCCGACCAAGUGUUGUUGAAUAAUUAGAGUAAUUAACAUGUGCUAUUCACUGCCCCCUGUUUUUCA